Triticum dicoccoides is the source of this 1300-nucleotide messenger RNA. RefSeq lists its product as uncharacterized. Bases 230 to 874 code for a protein of 214 amino acids. NCBI's taxonomy places the organism in Eukaryota, Viridiplantae, Streptophyta, Magnoliopsida, Poales, Poaceae. The record is from RefSeq and is a predicted model, not a curated record. The transcript has a single exon.
CUCUGCGGCUUCGCGCGCUCCAUGCAGAAGCUGCCUCCUCGUCCGAAUCGAGGAACCCUUCAAACCCGCCCAUGGCCCAUGGGUAUAAACCGGCGGGCAAUCCACCAAGCCAUUCCCAUUCCCGCCCGCCGUUCGCCACCGUACCGUACGCCCGCCGCCGAUCGAGGGAGAUCAACCAUAUCUCUGUCUGCCGCGACCUAGCUAGCUAGGUAGAGAGAGCGCGCGCGCGAUGCCGUCGUCGAGGCUCGUGCCCCCCAAGGACGGCGAGUGGGGCGGCGGCGGCGUGGCGCUGGAGGUCACCGUGCUCUCGGCCGAGUCGCUGCGCCUGCCGCCCACCUACUCGCCGCUCCCGCGCCGCCUGCGGCCCUACGUCGCCGUCUCCUCCUCCUCCUCCGCCGGCUGCAGCACGGGCGUGGCGCCCGCGACGUCCGGCGCGGGCGAGCACUCGUGGGAGGACGCCGGCGAGGACGCGCGCCUCGUGGUGCCCGUGGGGGCCGGGUUCCUGGAGGGCCGCGACGACGUGCGCGUGGCGGUGCUCUCGGAGUCCGGCUGCGCGCGCCUCGUCGGCGACACGCCGCUGGGGUGGUGCCGCGUGCCCGCCGCCGACGUGCUCGAUGGCCUCCGCCCGCCGCGCGCGCUGCGCAGGCUCAGCUACUCGCUCCGCUGCCCGCGCCGCGGCGGGCCGGGACACGGCGUCGUCCACCUCGCCGUGCGCGUCCUCGGCGACGUCCGCGUCGCCCCCCGCCCGGACCCCGCCCCGCCCGCGCAGCCCGGCUGGUGCCGCGUCGCCAUGGGCAUACCGGUCUCCGGCCCCUCCGCCGCCGCCGUCGUCGGCACGCCGUCGCCCUGGGCGUGGAGCCAGACGUCGCGGUGAUCGAUGGCUCGUCGUGACUGGUCGUGGAAGAACGGUGGAACUUGCGCGCGCGCCCGCGGCGACCGGUUCUUGGGUUUGACUAAUCACUGCCCGGAGACGAAAGCGACGGGGGAUUAGUCAAAAACUCAAAGCUGGCUGCCCGGCGGAUUCCUCGCAGCUGCGUACGGACGUGCGUGACGGGAACUGAUUGGACGCGCUGCCGGCUGGCCGGCCGUCGGCGGCGGUGCUUGACCCUGACGUGUGGAAUAUGUAUAUACGUCAUCGUCUAGGGAAGGUUCCUAGUGCCGGGGAGAUUGUGCAUGCGAGGGCAUGCACAUCUCUCUCUGUCGUCCAAAGUGUAAAUUCAGUAAAUAUGUACAGUACAAAGGGUAAAGUGAAGUUUUCAGUGCAAAUUAACUAUGACAACUUUGAAUGCAAUUUUAUUUU